Messenger RNA from Lodderomyces theae, 408 nucleotides. It is a transcript of the gene MED22, whose product is annotated as Med22p. Gene Ontology annotation, cellular component: mediator complex. Gene Ontology annotation, molecular function: transcription coregulator activity. Lineage: Eukaryota; Fungi; Ascomycota; Pichiomycetes; Serinales; Debaryomycetaceae. The transcript has a single exon. The coding region runs from base 1 to 408 and encodes 135 amino acids. The record is from RefSeq and is a predicted model, not a curated record. Gene Ontology annotation, biological process: regulation of transcription by RNA polymerase II.
AUGCAACCGAAAUCCAUAACUCUACUACAAAAGAUAGAUUCCAUAGUUGAGCAGAUCUUGCUCAAGUUUCAAAACAUCUUGGAGGUCCUCACAAAUGACCAGAAACCGAAGGAAUUACUAUCGAUUGAAUCAUUGACGAUUGAAAGUAAUGCCAUACAGAUAAUCAGAUUCAGCCAGGACUUGUUGUCGAUACUGCGGAGUUUGAAGGAAAGCUGGAUAUUAAGUAGUGUGAAAGUAAAGGGGCGUGACGAGGGUGGUGCUGUGGGUGAUGCUACUGUUUCUCGAGUGGAUCACGCAGACUUGGUGACGAAUUGGAAUGAAGCUCAAGUUGACAAAGUCACUAAACUAUUUAACGAAUUGACUGAUAAAAUAGCGACUUUUGAAAAACCGAUGUCGCAGACUGCUUGA